CAGAACCUAGAGAGCAUCGAAGAGAAGGUGCUGUAGAGCCCAUGGCGACCGUGGAAGCUAGCGGGAGCGACGGGAAAGGGCAGGGCAGCGAGACCGCUGUAACCUACUAUCGUUUGGAGGAGGUGGCGAAGCGCAACACCGCAAAGGAGAUAUGGCUGGUGAUCCACGGGCGAGUCUACGAUAUCACCCGCUUCCUCAACGAGCAUCCUGGUGGAGAAGAAGUUCUGAUAGAACAAGCUGGUGCAGAUGCAAGUGAAAGCUUUGAAGAUGUAGGUCACUCCUCUGAUGCCAGAGAAAUGCUAAAGCAGUACUACAUUGGUGAUGUCCAUCCGAGUGAUCUUAAACCUCAAAGUGGUAACAAGGAUCCUUUGAAAAGCAGUUCAUGCAAAAGUUGCUGGGCAUAUUGGAUUGUCCCCAUCGUAGGCGCUGUUCUCAUAGGUUUCCUGUAUCGUUACUACAUGGCGGAAAGCAGAUCCUCCUGAGGAGACCUUGUUGAAGUCUGGGCACACAUCUUUUUGGGAGUGAAAAGUAGAGACUUGCUUUGGGGGCUACAGCAGUGCCCCCUCCUCGAAUCCUGCCAACUGUCUUCUUCCCCCUUGGAGCCAAGAUGAUUGAUCAGAUAUCCACCUCUAAUCUGGGAUCAGUGUUCUUCAUCUCCCAGAGCCUUACUCCCAAAACACCUGCUCACCAUUCUUCGUCCUUUCCAGGAUUUCUUCUCUUCACUGGUUUCCACAAGUUUAUGAUAAUGAUUGUGGUUCUUAUGUUGUAGUGACAUUGCUCUUUGGUUAGAAAAAAUGCCUAAUUUCCAAUACUUUGAAUGCACAUUAGACAUUCUUAACAGGGCAGCACUCUGAUUUUGAAACUUUUUCUUUUAAGUAAAUUUUUUUAAAUUCUGGCUUAAUUCUAUUACUUGUCCUAAGUUCAUGAAGUUAAGGUGCAUUCUAAUUACUUAAUACACAGUUGCCAAAUGGUCUUGUUCUUUCUUUAUGUUUAUGUUUGUUAAAACUAAGAGGAAGUAUGUGGUUAUCUCCUCCCUUCCAGGCUAGUGGCACUGGUAGCUCUUUGCACCCCUGAGUCCAGCCAUGUUUCUUCCCAAAGGAGCUGGACAAACCUCUGCUUCCCUUUGAUUUUUUUGUGGGUGGAAGAGCCAAUGGAGGGAGGAAUGAAUUGGCAUGGCAGAACCCUGGCACAUUCAAAAUAGUCUUUCUUUUGAAAAAUACUGAAAAUACUACUUUAAGACAGGAGUUUAGGAAAACCACCAAAGCUUUCUCUUUGGCUUGAUACCUGUUUUCCUGAACUAUCUUUAAUUGAUAAAAUAUAAAUGUAUAAUUAUGUCUAUAGAGCUUUACCAGGGAUUCUUACUAUUUUUUUGUCUAUUGAUAGCAAAUUUUUGAUUCCCCAUUUUACAAAAUAAAGAGUUCAGUUUGAGCUUCUGUUUGCCACAGUAAACCAACUUUCAUAUAAAAUGUCAUUUGAAAGGGGGAGUUCAUAACAUGCUACUAUUUUCCAUUUCAUUUGUAUUUUACCUCCAUGGUUUGAACUUGUGGUUUUGUUUUGCUUUUCCAUUGAUAAUAAAAACAAAACUGGUGGGUUUUUUUUUCCCUUGGAUCUGUAUGCUUUUUUUUCUUGGAAUGUAAAGAAGGUUAUUAUUUAGAAUUAUGUUACUGUUUCUUCUUGGUAAUGGCAUUUCUCUGGCAUAUUUGAUUAUUUCUUUUUCCCACCUGAACAGGUAGUAUACCAGCUGUUUUCUACAGUACUGUUAUUUUUCUCCCCAGGCUUUAAGGAUUACCAGUUAGCUUCUGGGCCAUUGUCAUUUCCAAUCCAACAGAAAACAACUGGGUUCAAGAAGGACCAUAAUUCCUUGCAGUGUCUCCCCCUCCCUUCCAUCCCUGGACAGGACAGGAAACUGCCCAGCAAACCAAGAGGCUGCCCAUGCAAACUAUUUAAGAAAAAGUUCAACCCAGGUCUUGUAGCCUGUGAUUUAAUAGUUGAACAAAUUCAGAAUUCAUCAAAAUAGUAUCAGUAUGUUUGUUGCAUAUAAUUUGGAGUAAUUUCUGUUCUCCUUUUUUUUGGUUGGUGAUACUAGGGUUUGAACUCAUGGCAGGCGCUCUAUUGCUUGAGCCAUGCCCCCAACCCUUGGAGUAAUUUCUGAAUGAAUUUUAUAUAUCAGAGAUUAGGAUUUAGUCAAACUUUUAUCUUUAGAAAAUGUUUAUAAUAUAAGAUAGAUUGAAAAACAUUUGUUAUGUAACAAGUGGCAUGACUUAAUUUGCCUCCAUUUUAAGGCAAGGAAGGGUUGCCUUGAAUAAGGAUUGGAAUGUAAUUGCUGUCACAAUUAAAUUGCAUGGUUGCAUGGAGUACAUUGGGGUAGAGGUAAAGAACAAAGGCGCAUUGAAGAGCUGGAAAGGGAACAUUCAUGCUAAAACUAAGCCAGAAGAUAACUUGGUUCAAUUGUAAAAGUGUGUUGGCAGAGUCUCUACCAUUGAAUGAAAAACAUCUGACUUAGGAGAAAUGUUAAAGAACUAUAUUUUUAAGUAAAGUUGGUGUUUUUGAUAUUUCUGGGGUAAACACCAAUGCAAAAAGUAUGUUUUUCUAUUUCUAAUUGGUUUUCUUUUCCUAUUUAUAUCUGGGUUUGGUUUUUACUGAGAGCCAGAGACAAAGAUUUUCAGACUGUGUCUGCUGUCCAUGAAAUCCAUCCAAUAUCCGGGGCUUCUUUUGAACUAUUGCUGAUGUGAUGUUACUUUGUAUUAAGGAAAGCACUUUCUGGAUCCAUUUACUAUAAUCCUGCUGCCUACAUAAGCAGCCAGGUGAAAGGUAGAUAGAUCUUCAGAGAGAGUUUGCAGGCGUUUUUCUAAACAAUAAAGUAAUACAGCCCAAAAGCCAAAUCCAUCAAAAAGGACUUUUGUUUAAGAAGUAGCUAGAAUUCUUAAAGCAGUCUUGACAUUAGUAAGUCGUGAAAUCCCCUCUGGAGACCCACAGUGGAGCUAGUCCCUGUUGGCUGACCGUGCUCCCUGGUCUCCGGGGUAUUUGUUUGUUGUUUAUUCCUGCAGCACACCAUACUAUACACCUCAUGCUAGUGAAUACAAAAGGGAAGUCUGUGCCCCCAAAAUAGAGGCUCUUAGAGCCAGUUCUCCAAAACUUCCCAGUCCCUGACUUUUAGGAAUUAAUUUUUCAUGUCCAGGUGACUUACUAAUUUGUGAAAAUGAGAAAGCAAUGGGGACAAAGUGUAUAUGGUGUUUAGGUCUCUGUGACUGCUUAAGCAGAGACAGAAAUCCAUCAGAACCUAUCAUUUGAACCUGUUAGGAUUUUUUUUGUCCUAAAUGCUUAUGUUAUAAAAUAAGAACACUGUUGGGUUUAGGCUCAUAGUUCUGAUAUGGAACGAUGAAAAAUGCUUUUAAUUGCCAGAUGUAUUAUUACUUAUGGCAUCUCAUACUUAAAAUCUCAAGCAGUAUCUAUCUGGUUAAAUUCCAUUUUAGGAGACUGAAAUGCAAAACAUUAAUGUUCUUUUCCUCGUACCCUAGGAGAAGUGGAGUCAGACAUGUCUUGUCUCAACAAGAAAUCAAUUUUUUAAACCAUCCUGUUCUGUUGCCAAGUAUCACAAAAGUAAUGGGAAGUUUAGUCACAUUUGGCUGCUGUGCCCUGAAAAAGCCAGCUUUGGAAUUUGUGGGGGUGUUUUUAGAACCUAGAAGGGAGGUUCCAAAGAGGCAGAUUUGUCGAAUCACCUAUCCUAGAUCCAGCAUCUUACUCAUGAGUUUUAGGAGCUGCUCCUUGCCCACACCUGUCUCCUACAUUUGCUAUUCGGGCAAAACAUUAUUUCGGUUAUUUAACAUUCUUUUUACUUCACCUUGGACUGUGAAUAAGUAAUAUUAACAUUCCUUUUGUGUAUUCAGUAAUGGAGUUUGUUUACCUAUUUUAU
This is a messenger RNA of Castor canadensis (American beaver), 3913 nucleotides long. It is a transcript of the gene Cyb5b, whose product is annotated as cytochrome b5 type B. The record is from RefSeq and is a predicted model, not a curated record. Gene Ontology annotation, molecular function: heme binding. Lineage: Eukaryota; Metazoa; Chordata; Mammalia; Rodentia; Castoridae. Gene Ontology annotation, cellular component: intracellular membrane-bounded organelle; mitochondrial outer membrane.